GACAAGAAAAAAACGUCCUACAAUGUCGAAGGGGAGAGGGAGGACAAGCCGGUGCAGAAAAAGAAAACGAAAUAGAACUUCGGAACCAAAUGGAGUGAAUGAGAGCCACCAGCUGGAGUUCAUAGAGCUCAAGAAAUGGCUCAAAGGCCGACGGUUCGGCGGCGGUAAUUUAAGGCCUGCCCGCUUUCCAGGUACAGGCCGAGGGCUGAUGGCCACAAAGUCCCUGAAGGCAGGGGAAAUGAUUAUUUCGCUCCCCGAGGCCUGCCUGCUCACCACCGACACAGUCCUUCGGAGCCCGCUGGGGGAUUACAUUUGGAAGUGGAGGCCCCCGGUGUCCCCUCUGCUGGCGCUGUGCACGUUUCUGGUGGCGGAGAGGCGAGCCGGAGCCCGGUCCCCGUGGCAGGCGUACCUGGGGGUCUUGCCCCGGGCCUACACCUGCCCCGUCGGCCUGGACGCGGCCGUGCUCGGCCUCCUGCCCCGGCCCUUGGAGAGACGGGCCCGGGAGCAGAGGGCCGCCGUCCGGGAGCUGUGGGCGGCCUCCGGGCCCUUCUUCUCCUCCCUGCAGCCCCUGUUCUCGGAGGACGUAGAGCAGGUGUUCACCCAGGACGCCCUGGCCUGGGCGUGGUGCACCCUCAAUACCAGAACCGUCUACAUGGAGCGCGCCCAGAGGGGCUGCUUCUCGCCCGGUGCGGACGUGUACGCCUUGGCUCCGUACCUGGACCUGCUGAACCACGGCUCAGGGGCUCAGGUGGAAGCCGCCUUUAACCAGGAGACCAGGUGCUACGAAAUCCGAACCUCUUCGCCCUGUCGGAAAUAUGAGGAAGUCCUCAUCUGCUACGGCCCUCACGAUAACAGGAGGCUCCUCUUGGAAUAUGGGUUCGUUUGCUCCAACAACCCUCACAGUAAUGUCGUGGUCUCUCCAGAUGUGCUGGUCAGACAUCUUCCCUCAGGGGACAAGCAGAUGACCAAGAAGCUUUCCCUUUUAAAGGAGCAUGGAUUUUUAGAAAACUUGACGUUCGGCUGGGAUGGGCCGUCUUGGCGGCUGCUCACCGCUCUGAAGCUGCUACGCCUUGGAGCGGAUGAAUUCACGAACUGGAAGAGAGUGCUCCUCGGCGAAGUCAUUUCCGAGGCAAAUGAAACGAAGAGUCUGGCUCUGGCCGAGACCCUGUGCAGCUAUUUCCUGGAAGAGACCAGAGCCGGGCUCCAGAAGAUUUCCCAGAUGAAGGGGGAAGAGGUGGUCCCCCGGAACCAGCUGGAAUUGGUCGAAGCGCUGAGGUUGGAAGAGCUCGAGAUCCUAAAAGUGUCUGCCGAAGUUGUGGAAAGUUUGCAAAGAGCCCGAGCCCCCAGGGGCCGCGGGGGUCUUAGGUGAUGCCCUGGAACGAGCUCCGGCGUAGGUAGAGUCGUCGGCUACGUUCAUUCAUUCAUUCAAUCGUAUUUA
Messenger RNA from Tachyglossus aculeatus (Australian echidna), 1438 nucleotides. RefSeq names its product SET domain containing 4 (gene SETD4). The record is from RefSeq and is a predicted model, not a curated record. The transcript is spliced from 10 exons. Gene Ontology annotation, biological process: positive regulation of transcription by RNA polymerase II; peptidyl-lysine trimethylation; peptidyl-lysine monomethylation. The coding region runs from base 23 to 1369 and encodes 448 amino acids. Lineage: Eukaryota; Metazoa; Chordata; Mammalia; Monotremata; Tachyglossidae. Gene Ontology annotation, molecular function: histone H3K4 methyltransferase activity; transcription coactivator activity; histone H3K36 methyltransferase activity.